Messenger RNA from Pleuronectes platessa (European plaice), 1578 nucleotides. It is a transcript of the gene ppp3ca, whose product is annotated as protein phosphatase 3, catalytic subunit, alpha isozyme. The record is from RefSeq and is a predicted model, not a curated record. The coding region runs from base 1 to 1578 and encodes 525 amino acids. Gene Ontology annotation, molecular function: calmodulin-dependent protein phosphatase activity; calmodulin binding. Gene Ontology annotation, cellular component: calcineurin complex; cytosol; cytoplasm. Lineage: Eukaryota; Metazoa; Chordata; Actinopteri; Pleuronectiformes; Pleuronectidae. The transcript has 14 exons. Gene Ontology annotation, biological process: calcineurin-NFAT signaling cascade.
AUGAAGAUGUCUAACGCUGACAUCGUCUUAAACGCCACCGAUCGGAUGGUGAAAUCGGUCCCCUUCCCCCUGAGCCACCGCCUCACUUUGAAGGAAGUGUUUGACUCAGAAGGCAAGCCUCGGGUGGAUCUCCUGAAGGCCCACCUCACCAAGGAGGGCCGCGUAGAGCAGGCGGUGGCGCUGCGCAUCAUAGAUGAGGGGGCGGCCAUCCUGCGACAGGAGAAAACCAUCCUGGACAUCGAGGCACCGGUUACAGUGUGUGGGGACAUCCAUGGGCAAUUCUUUGAUCUUAUGAAGCUGUUCGAAGUGGGAGGAUCACCAGCGACAACACGCUACCUGUUCCUCGGGGACUACGUUGACCGCGGCUACUUCAGUAUUGAGUGUGUUUUAUACCUUUGGUCGCUGAAAAUCCUCUAUCCAAAGACUUUAUUUUUACUUCGUGGAAAUCAUGAAUGUAGACAUUUGACAGAAUAUUUCACCUUCAAACAAGAAUGUAAAAUCAAGUACUCAGAGCAGGUCUAUGACUCAUGUAUGGAUGCAUUUGACUGCCUUCCCCUGGCUGCACUCAUGAACCAGCAGUUUCUGUGUGUCCAUGGUGGACUCUCACCUGAAAUACACACCUUAGAUGACAUUAAAAAGCUGGACCGAUUCAAGGAGCCCCCAGCCUUCGGGCCCAUGUGUGACCUGCUGUGGGCUGAUCCUCUGGAAGACUUUGGCAAUGAGAAAACCCAGGAAUAUUUCAGCCACAACACAGUGCGAGGCUGCUCCUAUUUCUACAGUUAUCCGGCUGUCUGUGAGUUCCUACAGAGCAAUAACCUAUUAUCAAUUAUUCGAGCGCAUGAAGCACAAGAUGCAGGCUACCGCAUGUACCGCAAGAGUCAGACGACUGGAUUCCCCUCGCUCAUCACCAUCUUCUCAGCGCCCAACUACCUGGAUGUUUACAACAACAAAGCUGCUGUGCUGAAGUAUGAAAAUAACGUCAUGAACAUCCGACAGUUCAACUGCUCCCCCCAUCCCUACUGGCUGCCCAACUUCAUGGACGUGUUCACCUGGUCUCUGCCAUUUGUUGGAGAGAAGGUCACAGAAAUGCUGGUGAAUGUGCUGAGCAUCUGCUCCGAUGAUGAACUCAUGAUGAAUGAUGAAGAAGAAGAAGAGAUCUUUGAUGCCAAUGCAGCUGCCGCACGUAAGGAGGUGAUCAAGAACAAGAUCCGAGCUAUUGGGAAAAUGGCCAAAAUGUUCCAAGUUCUCAGAGAGGAGAGUGAAAAUGUGUUGACGCUGAAGGGCCUGACGCCCACUGGCAUGCUGCCGAGCGGGGUUCUCUCUGGAGGCAGACAGACACUGCAGAGUGCCACCAUUGAAGCCAUUGAAGCCAUCGAGCCGCCUGAUGAGGACGGAGAAGCGAUCCGUGGCUUCUCCCCCCAGCACAAGAUCAACAGCUUUGCCGAGGCCAAGGGCCUGGACCGCAUCAACGAGCGCAUGCCACCUCGCCGGGAUGGGGUGAACCAUGUGGGUCACUCCAUGGGGAAGAUGAAUAUGUCGGAGGCAAAUGGCACGGAUGACAACAGCAACAUCCAGUGA